Periconia digitata is the source of this 942-nucleotide messenger RNA. Lineage: Eukaryota; Fungi; Ascomycota; Dothideomycetes; Pleosporales; Periconiaceae. The record is from the annotation of a GenBank genome assembly.
CUCAUCUUUCUCGAACUCGCCACCACUCGAUCUCACAAGUGUCUGAAAGAUAAAUUGGAAGCAAUGGCUGACGCGAAAAAGAAGCUCACUUGGCUGGUAACUGGAUCUAGCAAUGGUAUUGGGCUGGCACUGGUGAGGUAUAUUUUGAGCACAGGGGACAACGUAAUAGCAACAUCGCGUAACCCGUCCAAAACACCACACCUCGUCCAGGAAAUCGAAGCACACCCCAACGGUAAAUGGGCCGUUCUAGAUGUGGCAUGGACUCAAACCAAAAUCACAGAAGCCAUCAAUGAAGCAGACGUGCUUUUCGAAGGCGGGAUCACGGCAAUCGUUAAUAACGCUGGUUUCGCAGUCGCGGGUGCCGUCGAAGACGUGCCAGAAGAGCAAGUGAAAGAAGAGUUUGAAGUUAAUGUCUGGGGCACGGUACGUGUUUGUAAAGCGGUUCUGCCGUUGAUGAGGGAGAGGGGUGGUGGGAAUAUUGUGCAGAUUAGCAGUGCGGUUGGGUUGGCAGUUUUUCCAGGGGUGGGGAUGUAUUCCGCGUCCAAGUUUGCGCUGGAAGCUAUCUCGGAGGCGCUUUCGCAGGAAACGGCAACGUUUGGGAUCCGUACGUUGAUCGUGAACUUGGGCGCUUUCAGGACGAACUUCCUUGCGUCGGGUUCUAUGGCUGUCACGGAGCCUUCGCCGCACUAUCAGACACCGCAUGUUGUCGCUGCUGUUCUAGAAUCUGAGCGUGAGAAGAGUGGAAAACAGAGAGGAGAUCCCGAGAAAGCAGUGAAAAUAAUCCACGAUGCUGUUAGUGGGAGGGAUGAGAAGUUAGCCAAGGUCCUCAGAUUGGUGAUAGGAGCGGAUAGCUGGGAGAUAUGUACUGCUCGGUUGAAUCAGGUGCGGAGUGAUUUCGAGGUCUGUAAGGAGGUUGCGUUUAGUUCUGAUAUUGUAGAAUGA